Messenger RNA from Ciona intestinalis (vase tunicate), 1144 nucleotides. The record is from RefSeq and is a predicted model, not a curated record. Lineage: Eukaryota; Metazoa; Chordata; Ascidiacea; Phlebobranchia; Cionidae.
CUAGAGGUCAUAAACUUUAUAUUCGUUAAAUGUGUAUUAGUAUGUCACACACCUUUGUCAUACACAUGUCAUACACCUUUUAGAGCUUCAACAGGAACUUUGGUAGUAACAAACAACAGCGACCAAUUACAAAGUUUUGUCGCGAUCAGUUUCAAGCAAGGUGUAAAACUUUCAAACAUGGAUCGGUUAGAUAAUCCGACCACUACAAUGUCUGCGACGAAACCAAAACCUGUAAGAAAAUGGGACAAUAUUUUAUGGAUCAUUCUCUCUGUGAUAACUCUGUACUACAGUGAUGUAAUUUCAGUUGUUAUCUAUAAUACAGAUAUAUCAGGGAUUUUCUUCUGUCUUGCCAUUGCAUUUGGUGCGAUGGCCUUGACUGUUUGUAUUCACUGUGUAUUUUGGGGUGGCAUUGUUAGAGGUAUGGACUGUGAUGGAUGGGAGAAGUUAUAUCCUCUUGGCGUUCCUAUUGCAACUGGUACUGCUGUGGCUUCUGCAAUCUGUUGGAAUUUUACUCUGUGGUCGGUUUAUGGGAUAAAGACUCCAGUUAUCGUUUUCAUUCUUACGAUGGGUUUCUUCAUGCUUCUAUCAAUCUUACCAAGCACACCUAAGAAAGAAGAACCUCGAUUUUACACGAAAAUUCAGCACAAAAGAGACUGAAAAGUUAAUUUUUUCCACCUAAGUGUCUUAAUUAUAUUAACAUUGUAUCCCAAAGCAUUUUGACCGUUCAAACUUGCAAGAAGUAUUUUGUUAUUGAAUAGCAAGACAGGACUUUUGCUACUGAUUUUAGUUUAUUAUCUCAAUGUAUCUCAGUUAUUUUAUGUCAAACUGAAUUGACCGUUGCACUGUAGCAUUAAUUUCAUUUGUUUUAUCAUUCGUUUCUAAUUCUUCAUGUUGUAUUUACUAUUUUUUUCAACAUAUGUAACAAGGUAUGUCUCUAUGCACAAACGUGUGUGUUAAAAAUUUUGGUUUGUGCAGAAAAUUUAAAAUUGAAUUUAUAGAUUCAAUUACCUCCUGAUUUGGUAAAUUUCACUUAAAUUAAUCUUAUAGAGAGAUUUAGCAUAACAAAGUAAAUUAUUUCAUUUUCUUUUAUUGUUGAAAUUUUGACGGACAUUAUUUAAUAAAAAAGAUUGGAUUUUCUGUAAAA